Bombus impatiens (common eastern bumble bee) is the source of this 5887-nucleotide messenger RNA. RefSeq names its product solute carrier organic anion transporter family member 3A1 (gene Oatp30B). Bases 382 to 3258 code for a protein of 958 amino acids. The record is from RefSeq and is a predicted model, not a curated record. Gene Ontology annotation, cellular component: membrane. Gene Ontology annotation, molecular function: protein binding. NCBI's taxonomy places the organism in Eukaryota, Metazoa, Arthropoda, Insecta, Hymenoptera, Apidae. The transcript is spliced from 15 exons. Gene Ontology annotation, biological process: transmembrane transport; sodium-independent organic anion transport.
ACCAGUUCCUCAAUGGUCGGGCAAAAACACAGCUGGUCUAUGAUCUCCGAAGGAAGCUGACGGUCGAACGCUAUCAAUGUGAUUUUCGUGAAAUUCUUACCGAUCUACCGGUCAGAUCGUGAGGUCAAGGCAAGCGUGCGCGUAAAAUUCGUUCAGUGCUCGGCUCGUAGUGUCAGUGAGUGUGUUUAGAUGUAUACAAAACUCGUUAAUCGCGGUGUCACCACGAGGAUUUUUCACUGCCCUGGAUACAAAGGAGUUUCGUGAGGUGCUUCGAGCGUCCUUUCGGCAACUCGUUCGAAAAUGUCGCCGGCUGAGCCGUAAUUCAACGAUCUUGGUAGAAAGGAAGCCGAGGGCCGCGAAGAAGUGGCGGACAAGGAAGAAAUGGCGUCCACCAGCGGGCACAAGAGGAACGGCUCGAGCUCGAGCAUGUUCACCCACAAACGCACCGAAUCCGGCGGCGGUUUUAUCGGCCACAAACGCUCGGAGAGCGGUCACAAACGCGCCGAGAGCAUAUCCAGUGCCUUUGGCUACAAACGAUCCGAGAGUGGCCACAAGAGGAACGAGAGCAGCGGCGGUGGUUUCGGCCACAAAAGGUCCGAGUCUGGCAGCAAUUACCAUGCCGGACAUCGAAGGAACGAAAGCAUGUACGCUAUGACUGGGCUGUACGCGGAGAGUGCGGCCACGGGAACCGACGAAACCACAGACCCACUGCAGGCAACCGGUAGCAGACUGACUCACGACACCGUCAUCAGGUGUCACAGUAGAAAUCCCAGUUCUGGCCUCGUGGACCAUAGAGAUUUUAUCAUCAAAUGUCACAGCAGGAAUCCCAGUGCUUCCAUGGUGGACAGGACGGAGAAGGAGAGAGCGCAAACUCCGCCGUUUAAUCCGGAUUCGAAGGACUGUGGAAUCCUGAGCUGCCGGCCGGCCUUUAUACAAAAAUUCGCUGGAAUAAAGGUGUUUGUGUUCCUUCUGUCGUUUCUCGUCACGCUGCAGCAAGCACUUAGUUCAGGUUACAUAAAUUCUGUGAUCACGACCAUAGAGAAAAGGUUCGAAAUCCCGUCCAGCCUUUCAGGCGUCAUUGCUAGCUCCUACGAAAUUGGAAAUGUCAUCACCGUCAUCUUCGUCAGCUAUCUUGGUAGCCGAAGACAUAUACCUGUUUGGAUAGCUAUUGGCGCCGUCAUAAUGGGACUGGGAUCGAUGAUCUUUAUGGUACCACACUUCACAGCCGAACCCAAUUUAAUGACGGCUGCAAACAAUUCUAGCUCGGACAACAUUUGUCGCGGUGUUUCGUUACGCGAACAAGAUAUGGGACUAGGUCGUUUAUCGUCUGGAUUAUCGUCUCCGCCUUUAGCACCACACAACAAUUUAAGAGGUGAUAAUUGCAUUCAGGGAUCUCCAUCUACCGCUGGUCCUGUUAUGUUAUUUGUACUUGCUCAGUUAUUAUUAGGCUGUGGUGGUUCCCCUUUAUUUACCCUCGGCACUACUUACAUAGAUGAUCACGUACGACCAGAAAGUGCUUCUUUGUAUAUCGGUUGUAUGUAUAGUAUGGCAGCUUUUGGGCCGGUUUUAGGUUUUCUUCUUGGAGCUUAUCUGUUAUCGUUUCAUAUGGAUUCAUUUUCUGGAACAAUCAUCAGUAUAGAUCCAGGUGAUCACAGAUGGGUAGGCAUGUGGUGGGGUGGUUUCCUACUCUGUGGUUUACUCCUGAUUCUAGUGGCAAUACCGUUCUUCAGUUUCCCGAAAACUCUGCAACGGGAGAAAGAAAAAAUACGAAUUAUCGAAAAAGCUAAAUCUUCGUCGCAGAAAGAGAAAGAGCAAUGCAAAGAACCGAAAAAGGAGAAACUAAAUGAUAGUGGUUACGGCAAAGAUGUGAAGGAUAUCCCCAGGAGUAUGUGGAGGUUGGUGUGUAACCCAGUGUACGUAGUAACGUGCCUAGGAGCUUGCAUGGAAUUAGUAAUCGUCUCCGGGUUUGUGGUUUUCCUGCCAAAGUAUCUGGAGACACAGUUCAGUUUAGGAAAGAGUCAAGCCAGUGUAUUCACCGGCUCUAUAGCGAUACCGGGUGCCUGCAUCGGAAUCUUUUUUGGCGGAUGUUUGCUCAAACGUUUAGAAUUAAGACCGAAAGGUGCAGUUCAAUUCGUUCUCGUCUCGAACAUGAUAUGCCUGGUGUGCUAUGGUCUCCUCUUCUUCCUCGGUUGCGACAACGUAAAAAUGGCUGGGACCACUAUACCGUACUUUAACAGCAGCACAAAGGGUCCGGAACCCUUUCAAGUAAAUCUCACUGCCGCGUGCAACUUCGGUUGCGAGUGCCGAAUGACAGACGUCGAGCCAGUCUGUGGAAACAACGGUCUCACGUAUUUUAGCCCUUGUCAUGCAGGCUGCACUGCCUUCAGUUCGAAAUCGAACUUUACUAAUUGUGCAUGUAUACACGGAAACUUAACAAUGUUGCCACCGGCAGCUCCAGAAUUUGCGGAAGUAACGGUUGUGCCAGUAGCUACUGCUGGCCCGUGCACUUCACCUUGUAGGACUAUAUUUCCAUUUUUAAUUUUACUUUUUUUUAUGACGUUUAUCGUUGCUAUCACUCAGAUGCCUCUAUUAAUGAUAGUGUUACGAUCAGUCUCAGAGGAGGAAAGAUCGUUCGCUUUAGGCAUGCAAUUUGUCAUUUUUAGACUGUUCGGUUACAUACCUGCUCCUAUUUUAUUUGGUAAUUUAAUUGACUCUACAUGUUUACUUUGGAAAAGCACAUGUGGAGAAAAAGGUGGACGAUGUUUACUUUACGACAUUGAACAGUUCAGAUACAGAUAUGUAGGACUUUGCGCUGGCAUUAAGAUUUUAGCUUUGGCACUGUUCCUCGUUGAUUGGUGGUUAGUUAGAAGGAGAAGGCAAAUGGAAGAUCAAGCACCGUCUUUUACUGUCAACGAAUUCGUAGGGUCAAUUAUCAGCCUUGACAAAUUAUUCGAAGAAAAACCGCAUCUUCACAGUGUCGGAGAUGGAGACGGCACAUCUCCAAAUUCUGAAUUGCCCACGCCGUCGUCAAUAUCGUCGCCUACGGAGCCUACAAAGUCGACGAACCUAGAAGACACCGGCUCGUCGAAUCAGACGCAAGAUUCGACGGAGAUAGGAAGUCGUUCGAAGAACGCAAUGGAUGUCGAUGAUAUCGAUGUUCCCGAUACAAGGCAAGCACCCCUUGCUUUAGAAGAACCGGACACAGAAGUCAAACCGUUGACCGGUAAACCCUCUGACAAGCUUGUACGGAACGUUUAAUGUUUAACUCGUGUUAGAGGCUAUCCAAUUGAAUUAUAUCAAAAAGGUGAUAUUGUGAGUCUGUGGCAAAUUGUUUUGAGAUCGCAGGUAAACGAAUACAGUAUAUAUAGAGUGGAAUAAUAUGUACAACGCAUGUGCAUUAUUAAUUUCUGCAAUCCUAAAAAAGAAACGCUAUUAAUAAUGGUGGAAAGUGGUACGAAUGACUUUAAAUGAAAGAAAGAAACGAUAAUCUCUGUAUACAUAUAUGGUGCUAAUAUACUUUUUUAAAGAGAUCGAAAGACGAAGAAUUACCUUAUAUCGUUCCGUACAUCGUCAGAUACAAAUUUAAAUUGUGUUGAAGAUAUAAGUAAAUUUUACAUACACACACAUACAAGAUACGUUAUAUAUUCUUGAAUACAAGUGAAUCGAAAAUAUUUUUACAGUGGUUAUAUUUGCGUGAAGGAUAUUGUUUAUCGUGCGAAAUAAUUUGCCACAGGUUUGUCUCGAUGGUUUGGCUAUUUUUAGGAACUAAUAUCACUAGAAUGUACAUUUUUACGGUGAUGCGAUAUAUAUGUCAAUAAAUAGGAACGUAAUAGGUGAAAAAAUAUAAUCAGGCUCGUUUCAGACAGACGUAUUGUAUCUUGAUCGAAGAAAGAUUUUCUUUGUCUGAGACGAGUUUCCUUCGCCGUUGGAAAAUGAGCCUUGCGCGAUUUAAGAGAGAGAGAAAAAAAGGAAAAAGAAAAAAAAAUAGGAAAAAAGGAAGAAAGGCCAACAAGGACAAAACUGUAAAUAUAAAAAUUCCUGCCUUAAGAAAUACAAGACUAGACAAACGUAUAUUUAAAGAUAAUUAAUUAAGUGAUAGAGUUAACGAUCUAUAAUAAAUAAUAUCAUUAUAAUUGCAGAUUGAGAGCUGCGAUUUAUUUUAUAACUAGAGAUUAGGCUUUCUCAGAAAUAAAAAAAAAGUAGUCAAUUUAACCUAGCAAUGUAAAGGAAAAAACACGCAAAAAACAAACUAAAUGAACUUAAUAGCGUUGAUCCGUUUAUGAAAUUAGUUUAACUUUGUAGUAGCGUACGUUUUAUUCCUUUUCGUUUCCUUUUGGUUUCUGAAAGAACACUUAUAUUAUCAAUGAAAGAAUCACGCUUUUAACAAAGCGACACGUUGAUCUCUGAUAUGUUUUCUCCUAAGUACUAUGGUAUCAGCGACGCACUAUUUUAAGAGCUUUCAGAAAAAAACGUUAGCAUUAAUUAAACAACAAAAAAGAAGAAAACAAAAUAAAAAAACGGAAGUGUUGAUGCGACUUUUUCGUCGUGACGCAUGCGUUACUUCUUGUGCUAUUCUAUGGAAUGAAAUAUGUAAUGAAUUAUAAAAUGAAUUAUGCUUCCAAGCGAUGAAAGAAAAACAGGAAGCUAUAGAUUUUCGGUCAAAGAAUGCUGGUGUAACAAAAUCGUUGGUCAAUUGGAAUUAACUGUACAACACGUUGAGAGACGUGUCUCGGACAAGUCCUGGCUUAUUACACACAAUUUAGCUCACUCGUUGUUAGAGAGAAGACUACUUGUUGUUUUGUACCUGAAAGCUUCUUGUAUCCAAUUUCAAUGUGACAAAAGAAUGAAGAAAAAAAAAAAAGGAGAAGGAGAAACAAGCGAAAGAAUACAAAAAAGAAAGAAAUAUAUUAAAAAAAACUCACUCAGGAAAAGAAAUUUUAUAGCGCGUUAACUGAAUCGAAGGAAAGCUAUAAAUAAUAAUACAAAUAUGAAAUAUCUAUCAGUGCAAAAUGAACGAAAUCUUAGCCUAAGAAACGAACAAAAAGAGAAUGAUGUAAAGUAACUCGUUUCAGCUCAAUUUCUUUUAGAAGUGAUUAAGGCAAGAUGAAAGAAGACAAUUAAAAAAAAAGAUUCUACAAAAGAAAAAUUUUAACAAAUAAUAAUGAUGAUGUUAUAUAGGGACAACAACGCCAUUUGCAUGAACUAUCAUUUGAAACUGUUCUUUUCUCCUAUCGCUUCGGGUACGAAACCGUUCUACUAAUGCUUCUAUCUAAUUCGAUUAAAAAAUAUUGAAAUAAACGAACGAAGGGUAUAUAGAGUUAAUUUUACACAGUCUCGAAAAAAAAUAAAUAAGUAAAUAAUCUAUUAUGCUGACGUCGUCGUAGCAUUUACUUACGUUAAUGCAGACACACUUACCUAUGUACGAUAUUAUAUCUCGCACGCUGUUUGGCCCAUCACUGUCAAUUUUUCGAAGUGUAGUUACACACGCUACCUAUAUUAUACAUACAUACAUAUAUUAUAUUUUAGAGGCAAUUUUGAUGUUUGCAAAAUGGCGAAUCCGUACGACGAACUUCAUCGUUCGAAACGUUCUCGAGGCCGUGAUGAUCUCUCUCCUAACUACAUUAAUUACUACAAAGCAACUUACGUAUUAAUACUAAUACUAUACCUACUUUGUGAUAUGAAUCUCUCUGUCGAACGAUUGAUUUUGUCGGACGGAUCUCUCGUAUACAUGUGGAUUAUAAACAAAAAGGGAAAAAAGUGCUGUGAAUAGAAAAACACAAAAGAAGACGGACAAGUAGAAGAAGGAAAAGAGAAGAAGAAGCAGAGGAAUAAGAAGAAGGAGAAGAAGAAGAGAAAAACGGAAGAUGUGAGAAUAUGCAGAUUAAAA